Pogoniulus pusillus (Red-fronted tinkerbird) is the source of this 430-nucleotide messenger RNA. RefSeq names its product reactive oxygen species modulator 1 (gene ROMO1). Bases 91 to 330 code for a protein of 79 amino acids. Gene Ontology annotation, biological process: protein import into mitochondrial matrix; protein insertion into mitochondrial inner membrane. Gene Ontology annotation, cellular component: TIM23 mitochondrial import inner membrane translocase complex. The transcript has 3 exons. The record is from RefSeq and is a predicted model, not a curated record. NCBI's taxonomy places the organism in Eukaryota, Metazoa, Chordata, Aves, Piciformes, Lybiidae.
GGGCUGCCUUCCGCUGCCGUCACGGCGCGCCGGAAGUGGUGCCGGAGCGGGCAGCUGUGAGGGCGCGGCGCGGGCGGAGGCGGCGGCGAGAUGCCUGUGACAGUGGGCCCCUACGGGCAAUCGCAGCCCAGCUGCUUUGACAGAGUCAAGAUGGGUUUCAUGAUGGGCUUUGCAGUGGGCAUGGCAGCAGGAGCACUGUUUGGCACUUUUUCCUGCCUCAGGAUUGGCAUGAGAGGACGGGAGCUGAUGGGUGGAGUUGGCAAAACGAUGAUGCAAAGUGGAGGGACGUUUGGGACGUUCAUGGCUAUUGGUAUGGGAAUCCGCUGCUAGUGUGCAGCUUGGGCUUUGUCCUGGAGUGCCCCUGGCUGGCUGUUUCUCCUCUGUACCAUAAUAAAAUGUUGAGAUACCUGGAGGUGAGAGCUCCUCAUGA